GCAUUAUGCAACAUAUAAAAAGAAGUUAUUAUGUCAUUAAAUAUUUAUUUAAAUACAAUGAAUAAUUUAAAUGUUUCCGUCGUCGGUCUAUUGAUGUUUUUCGCUUUCUCAGUUCAAAGCUUCAGAUUAGGCCCAUUCUACUCAGAUCGGUAUGACAACUGCGAUUGUGGCUGCAACCCUUAUUAUGACAAUUGCAACAAUGGCCCUUAUUGGGAUCCGUCAUGCAAUCCUUGCUGUGAACAUAAAAAAACUAUCAACAUUUACGAGUCACCAUUGAUGGACAGAUACAAACUUUGUGUAGGACGUUGCGGUUGUGAUGGCUUUGGUUAUGGUAGUUGUGGUCAUGGUUAUGGUGACGGAGGAUGUGGCAACAAGGGGAAAUGGUUGCACAGUCCAUUUUCGAAACAAAUUUAUAGAAUUAAAACAUAUAGUUGUCUGUAA
Messenger RNA from Diabrotica virgifera virgifera (western corn rootworm), 441 nucleotides. RefSeq lists its product as uncharacterized. Lineage: Eukaryota; Metazoa; Arthropoda; Insecta; Coleoptera; Chrysomelidae. The record is from RefSeq and is a predicted model, not a curated record. The transcript has 2 exons. Bases 31 to 441 code for a protein of 136 amino acids.